Molecule: messenger RNA, 1169 nt
Organism: Thunnus maccoyii (southern bluefin tuna)
Lineage: Eukaryota; Metazoa; Chordata; Actinopteri; Scombriformes; Scombridae
Gene: mkrn2os.1
Product: MKRN2 opposite strand, tandem duplicate 1
Exons: 6
Coding region: 369-1073 (234 amino acids)
Source: RefSeq, a predicted model, not a curated record
CAUAGGAACCUCUGCAAGGACCAUAGGAACCUCUUGGAGGACCAUAGGAACCUCUUAAAGCCCCUUGUAAUCUCCUCGAGGACCACAUGUCUUCUAAAGCGUUACUUGGACCUUCUCAAGUACCCCUUAAACCUGUCAAGGACUAUAAGAACCUCCUCAAGGACCAGAGGAACUUCUUCAAGGACUGCUGGAAACUCUUCAGUGGCCCCUGAAAGCUCUUCAAGGCCCUACGAGACCACCUCAAGCACGUCUGAAACCUGUUCCAGGACCCCUGGAUGUCUGUGGAGGACGGUGUGACGUCAGAGGACACCGUGUGACGUCAGAGAAAUCUCAGCAGUGAUCUCCUGACUCAUCAGCUCAGACCCCUCAUGGAGCUCAGAGACCUGCUGCGGUUCAGUCACUGCGGCCGGACCGUGUACACGUUGGACGGCCCGGCGAGUCCCGCGGCUCUCGCCGGGCUGCGGUGCCCGGUGUGCGGGCAGGCGGUGCACUUCGGCCUGACGGAGGCUCCGGUCCGGAUCCGGGCUCCGGUCAGAAAUGGACACCGCGCGAGCUGCUGCUUCCUCAUGACGUCACAGCAGGGACCUGCUGGCUUCAGAGAAGAAAAUCAGUCUGAGCUCCAUGUGGGCGUCUCCAACUCUGCAGGUGUGGUGUUCAGUUACACAGAGGGGGGAGUGACCUGUCAGCAGCAGGGAUGGGAGCAGAGCAUCAUCGUCCCUCUGGUCGCCCCUAGCAACCGCAUCCUCAGCUUCAUGACACUGUGGGACAAACACCUGGAGAUGUUUGCUCACUUGGACACCUGGACACCAGACAGGUUUCAGGAGGAGAGGGAGUUCGGCUCUUGUUGCUAUGGUUUCGCUCUGGGCUUCAUUAACUAUCUGAUGAGGUCGCAGGGACACCAGCCAAUCAGCAGAGAUUGUUUCACAGCUCAAUUUGUGCUGCCAAGGAUGGAGACGACCUCCAGAUACCUGUCUAUGUACCAGCACGUCUGUCGCCAUGGAUACUACAGCACCGCAGUGACCUGCAACCUGAUAGGCCAGAGCCGGGCAGUGAUGUCAUCUGAUAGGCUGUAACCCAGCAACCAGGUGUGACACCGAGGAGGAGAGAAGAAGAAAAUAGACGACAGACAAACAGAAGACAGGAGGAAAGAGGAGGAAGAGGUGAGGAGG